AUGCAGGCGGCCAGAUUUGGACAUGUGAGCGUGGCACACCUCCUUUUGGAUCACGGGGCUGAUGUCAAUGCCCAGAACCGGCUGGGGGCCAGUGUGCUCACCGUGGCCUCUCGGGGUGGCCACCUGGGCGUGGUGAAGCUGCUCCUGGAAGCCGGUGCCUUUGUGGACCAUCACAAACCCUCAGGCGAGCAGGCGGGGGACGGCAGGGACGAGCUCCUGGACGUCACGGCCCUGAUGGCCGCCAUCCAGCACGGACAUGAGGCUGUGGUACGUCUGCUGAUGGAGUGGGGUGCAGACCCCAACCACGCGGCCCGCACUGUGGGCUGGAGCCCGCUGAUGCUGUCAGCACUCCUCGGGAGGCUUGGCACGGCCCAGCAGCUGGUGGAGAAGGGGGCCAACCCGAACCACCUCAGCGUGCUGGAGAAGACCGCCUUCGAGGUCGCACUUGACCGCAAGUACAGGGACCUUGCAGACUACCUGGACCCGCUGACCACUGUCAGACCCAAGACAGAUGAGGAGAAAAGGCGACCUGAUAUUUUCCAUGCAUUGAAAAUGGGAAACUUCCAGCUGGUCAAAGAGAUUGCCGAUGAAGACCCCAACCACGUGAACCUGGUUAAUGGGGAUGGGGCGACCCCACUGAUGCUGGCAGCUGUCAUGGGGCAGCUGCCUCUGGUGCAGCUACUGGUUGAGAGGCAUGCUGACGUGGACAAGCAGGAUGGCGUGCAUGGCUGGACGGCCCUCAUGCAGGCCACCUACCACGGGAACAAGGAGAUUGUCAAAUAUCUGCUAAACCAAGGAGCUGAUGUCACUCUUCGUGCAAAAAACGGGUACACGGCCUUUGACCUAGUGAUGCUGCUGAGUGAUCCUGACACGGAACUUGUGCGACUGCUGGCAUCUGUCUGCAUGCAGGUGAAUAAAGACAAAGGCCGGCCCAGCCACUCACCACCCCCGCCCCACUCGAAGGUCCGCCAGCCCUGGAGUGUCCCAGUGCUGCCUGAUGACAAAGGCGGACUUAAGUCCUGGUGGAACCGAAUGUCCAAUCGGUUCCGGAAGCUCAAACUGAUGCAGACACUGCCCCGUGGGCUGUCCAGCAACCAGCCAUUGCCUUUCUGUGAUGAGCCAGAGCCAGCACUGGACUCCACAAUGAGGGCGCCCCCCCCAGACAAGACGAGCCGCUCUGGGCUCCCCGACGUGACCCCCACGACCAAAGACAAUGGUCCUGGGAGCACAAGAGGAGAAAAGGAAGAUGUGUUAUUGACAACCAUGCUUCGGAAUGGAGCCCCCUUCACCAGACUCCCAAGCGACAAGCUGAAGGCAGUCAUCCCCCCUUUCUUACCCCCUUCCAGCUUUGAGCUGUGGAGCUCAGAUCGGUCCCGGACAUGUCACAACCGGAAGGCAGACCCCAUGAAGACUGUGCGGCCCCAGAGAGCCAGCAGGGGGCAACCUGUGGGCGGCGGGAGCACAGACACUACUCCCGUCAGGCCAGUUAAAUUUCCGUCUCUCUCCAGAAGCCCAGCCUCUCCUGCCAAUUCUGGAAACUUCAACCACUCACCUCAUUCUUCUGGUGGCUCCAGUGGGGUAGGAGGCAUGAGCAGGCACGGUGGGGAGCUGCACAACCGCUCAGGUGGCAGCAUAGACAGUGUUCUGUCCCAGAUCGCUGCCCAGAGGAAAAAAGCAGCCGGAUUAUCUGAGCAGAAGCCCAGCCAUCGGUCAAGUCCUGUUGGGCCAGCGCCUGGCUCCAGCCCAUCUGAGCUCCUGGUCUCCUCUGCAGGCGGCAGUGUUCCUGGUGGCAAGCAGAAACUGGAGACGAGCAAAAGGCCUCCAUCUGGAACUUCCACUACCUCCAAAAGCACCUCCCCCACGCUCACGCCUUCACCUUCUCCCAAAGCGCAGGCAGCCGAGUCCUCCGUGUCCUCCUCCUCAUCCCACCGGCAGUCCAAGAGCAGCGGGGGCUCCAGCAGCGGCACCAUCACUGAUGAGGAUGAACUGACUGGCAUCCUUAAGAAAUUAUCACUUGAGAAAUAUCAGCCCAUUUUUGAGGAGCAAGAGGUGGAUAUGGAAGCAUUCCUCACGCUCACCGAUGGUGACUUGAAGGAGCUGGGUAUUAAGACAGAUGGAUCCAGGCAGCAGAUUUUGGCAGCGAUUUCUGAACUGAACGCAGGCAAGGGACGCGAGAGACAAAUUUUACAGGAAACCAUUCACAACUUCCACUCUUCCUUCGAGAGCAGCGCCAGCAACACCAGGGCCCCUGGAAACAACCCCUCGGAUGCUGUUCCUCCUUCAUCCUUCCAUCUUCCCACCCAUAAAAGCCAGCUUCCCACAUGA
Molecule: messenger RNA, 2325 nt
Organism: Lipotes vexillifer (Yangtze River dolphin)
Lineage: Eukaryota; Metazoa; Chordata; Mammalia; Artiodactyla; Lipotidae
Gene: ANKS6
Product: ankyrin repeat and sterile alpha motif domain containing 6
Exons: 16
Coding region: 1-2325 (774 amino acids)
Biological process (GO): innate immune response
Cellular component (GO): cytoplasm
Molecular function (GO): protein binding
Source: RefSeq, a predicted model, not a curated record